Molecule: messenger RNA, 704 nt
Organism: Xenopus laevis (African clawed frog)
Lineage: Eukaryota; Metazoa; Chordata; Amphibia; Anura; Pipidae
Gene: camk2n1.S
Product: calcium/calmodulin-dependent protein kinase II inhibitor 1
Exons: 2
Coding region: 271-522 (83 amino acids)
Source: RefSeq, a predicted model, not a curated record
GUCACCAACACUCACUAUUUCCCACUGUCUUUUAUUCUCACACUGAUCCUACAAACCGGAAAGACCUACAUCCUGUACAGUGUAAGCCACGCCCACGUACUAGACACAGUCUCUUCCCUCUCAGUCUCAGUCUCAGUCUCGGGCAGAGUCAGAAGCAGAAGCAGCAGGUGCCGAGUCCUCAGGUCUCUCCCCCCCCCCAGAGCAGCCGGAGAAUGUGAGUCGGUGCCGCCCCCGCGGUGAGUGCGCAGGUCCCUCAGAUCAGACUCAGUGAUGUCCCAGGUUCUUCCCUUCAGUGAAGCGGAUCAGAGGGGUCUCUAUGCGGACGGAGGAGGAGACAUGGCCGGGCAGAUCCCAAUCACGUGUCGCCUCCAGGACUCCGGCAAUUUCUAUGGCAGCUCCGGCCAGGGGGGAGGCAAGAGACCCCCCAAACUGGGGCAGAUCGGCCGCAGCAAGAGAGUGAUGGAAGACGAAGGGAUGGACGCGGUUCUCACGCUCCCAGAAAAGGCCCCUCCUGCUGUUUAAAUCCUUUUCACCAAGUAUGAAAGGAAAAGGCAGAGAGAGGAAUGGGAUUGGCUGCCGGGAAGCUGAAUGAAAUUGGGGGGAUUUGCUGGGCUCCCCGUGUCCAACCCGGAAGAACAACAGACAAAAACCACAUAAAAGAAACAAAUUUAAAAAAAUUGGAAAAUAAGUUUAAAAAAAAACAA